AUGCUAUUGAAGUUCCUGAAUGGCGACCAUUAUCUUAACUUCGACUCCUGGCGUAAAUAUUCAGACGACACUCCUCUUCACUAUCUGAACUAUGAAUUCAAGCUUAUUCUUGGUCAGAGGGGGAUGGUAAUGUACGGGGGCCUCUAUCUACAGCUUUAUGUGCAAGGGGACAAGCACCAAAUUUGUCCUUCGAGAUGUCACCAAGCUCUGGAUCCAUUGGCACCAAGCUCGGUCGAGAUGGCCACAAAAUGGCUGAGAAAAUGUACGGAAAGUCAUGAUGAAUGCCGCGUUCGUUCCAAUCCGGCUUUCCUUCCAUCGAGACUCAUCGAUGUCGGGCACAGCGAUCAAAGUGGUGAUUAUAGCGUGCUACGUCUUGUAGAGACGCGUGAACCUUUGGGCAGUCUUGAAUCGGAGAUUGAAAACGAGUGGCAGUACGUAACUUUAAGUCACUGCUGGGGCAAAUCAACACACUUGUCAACCACAAUUGACACACUGAAUGAAAUGAAAAAUGCAAUUCCAUUCGGAAGUCUGAACAAGACAUAUGCAGAUGCGAAUAAUGCUACGUUCAACAUCGCUGCCGCAGCUGCGAUUGAUGGAGAUAGUGGUUUCCUGACGGAGCGAUUUGCUGUAAAACUUAGUCAUGUGCUUCGUCCAGAUAAAGAGACCGUAGCAAGAACCUUGUGGAUUCGACCAUGUAUUCGGAAUAGUCGCACGAGGCGGGAAGACGAAAAUGUCUUGCCAUGUCCACUUUUUGACAGGGCUUGGGUACUUCAAGAAAGUAUUCUUGCGGCUCGAACGCUGGCAUUCUCUCCCGUUAACAUGCAAUUUCUAUGUCGCAUGAGCCAAAAAUCAGACGAAAAUUCAUCGAAUGAUGCAGAGGAUCGUGGUGUCUUUGUUGGUACUGAGCACACUCCCUUCUCCUACCUAGCGCUGCAGAAGAAAUUGCCACAAUUUUAUUUUCCACGAGCAAUGGAUGCCUGUACCAGUUACUGGGAACGUAUUCGACAAAGAAGAUAUUUGGCGUUCACAGGUACUGAACCACUUACUCAAAAUCUACUGUCCAGUUAUUACCCUCGUCCAGGUUUCGAGCCUGUAAAGAUUCUCUGGGACGCAACGUUGAUAGAUGCUGAUAUUGCCUUCGUAUCGGAUCGUUAUGGUCCAGUAAAAGGCGGAUCCAUUACUAUGAAAGCUCAUCUUCUCAAGAUCGACAUAGUUGAUUGCUUCGUAGGCCAGAGUCAAGAAAAUGUCGCAGUCUGUAACGGGCGAGAAUGGGGAACGUUCUACGCCGAUUGCACUUUGGACAUAAGGAUGAAAUACUGGGCGCUUCUCUUGGGAUAUGAGGGCUCAAGAGAGAUGGUGACAAUUUGGAGAUCGACACAGGCACUUGGUGCGGCAUCGAAGCGAAGCGAAAGGAAGAUCUGCUUAGGGUUGAUCUUGAUGGAAACCAGGGAUGAUAUAUUUGAACGUGUGGCAUAUUUCGAAAGGUUCGACGCAAUAUGGCCAUCUGAAACCAGAGAAGUCAUCAUCCAAUAA
Molecule: messenger RNA, 1533 nt
Organism: Sclerotinia borealis F-4128
Lineage: Eukaryota; Fungi; Ascomycota; Leotiomycetes; Helotiales; Sclerotiniaceae
Source: the annotation of a GenBank genome assembly